Leptosia nina is the source of this 1155-nucleotide messenger RNA. NCBI's taxonomy places the organism in Eukaryota, Metazoa, Arthropoda, Insecta, Lepidoptera, Pieridae. The record is from the annotation of a GenBank genome assembly.
AUGGAGUUGUAUUCUGGGGACGCUAGAUCGGUAAAGAGAAAUGACUUGCUCAACUUCGAAAUCAGUUCUGAUGAAGAUGAGAAAAUUAAGGCAGAGUCAGGCACGCAAACAAAAACAAUGGCUAAAGGGAAAUCUUCACCUAAUAGUUCAAUGAAGGCAACGAUCAGCAGUGGCCUGAAACAAAUAACACCAUCACAGAAACCUAAGAGGAGAAAAAUAAAACUAAUGAAUUGGAAAAGAUAUCACAAAUUGAGCGUCAUAUACUCGUUCCUGGAUGACCUUGAGAGAGAUUACCCAGCUAUAUGUACUAUAUCUGUAAUCGGAAAAUCAGUUGAAGGCAGAGAUAUUAAGAUGUUAAAAAUAUCAAACAGUGACGCGAGCAACGCCGCAGUAUGGCUCGAUGCAUCCAUACACUCUCGGGAAUGGAUCAGCACGGCUGUUGUCACCUACGUGGCUGACUACAUCGCUAAGAACUUCCAUAAGCACUCCAAAUCUAUUACCAACAAGGAUUGGUACAUAGUACCAGUUCUAAAUCCAGAUGGCUACGAGUUCACACACACAAAUGAUCGUAUGUGGAGAAAAAACAGAGCUCACCAUGAAGGGGAGAGUGUGGGAGUCGACCUGAACAGGAAUUUUAGCUACGGUUGGGGUAAUAAUGGCGAUCAAGGUUCAUCUGGUGAUCCAAGUAACGUGUUCUACAGGGGACCAGCUCCGUUUUCCGAACCGGAAACAGCAGCUGUGCGAGAUACAAUUCUUGGAUCAGCAUCGCCGUUCAAAGUGUUCCUGUCAUUCCAUAGCUACUUCGAGCUGAUAAUUUUCCCGUGGGGAUACAAGUGUGAGCCAUGUCCAGACUACCUGCAUCUCCUGGAGGCCGGCACGGUCAUGGCAAGGGCAAUCUACGAGACCACCGGUAUGAUAUACAAAGUCGGCAGCACAAAGGAUCUCACCUACUUCGCAUGCGGCACGAGCACAGACUGGAGUUAUGCGAUAGCCAAAAUACCAUACUCCUUUAUGAUAGAACUUCGAAGCAAGAAGCAUAGAUUCCGGCUUCCGAAAGACCAAAUUAAUGAGACAUGCGUAGAAAUAUGGAACGCCGUUAUGGGUCUAAUGGAUUUUAUUGACAGUACAAAGUUUAAAUUUAAAACGAAAAAAUAG